Messenger RNA from Passer montanus (Eurasian tree sparrow), 1161 nucleotides. Its product is annotated as proline-rich proteoglycan 2-like. NCBI's taxonomy places the organism in Eukaryota, Metazoa, Chordata, Aves, Passeriformes, Passeridae. Bases 33 to 437 code for a protein of 134 amino acids. The transcript has 2 exons. The record is from RefSeq and is a predicted model, not a curated record.
AGGACCGGCGGGACGGGAGGAGGAGGAGGAGGAUGGGGAUGACGGCGAUGGGGAAGCGAGCCGGGAGCCGGGAGCCUGGAGCCGCGCCGGGGCUGCGGCGGCUGCCGGGGCGGGCGGUGCCGGGUUACGCGCGGGUCAGGAGGCCGCCGCGGCCGUGGGAGCGCUGCCCGCGCCGGCCCCGGGCGGAGGCGGGGCGGGAGAGACCCUUCGGGCAUCGGCCCCGGCGGGGGCGGCCCCCGAGCCCCUCGGUGCCCGGGCGGCCGCUUAAAGCGCAGCAGGGCCGCCCGGGGCAGAGGAGGCCGGAGCGGCCGCCACGGGAGAAGGCUCAGCUGCUACAGAAGUGCUGUGGUUGGAAGGGACCCCUGGAGAUCAUCCCGACCGACUCCCCCCGGGCAGGGCCGGCUGGAGCAGGUGACACGGGAACGCGUCCAGACUGACAGUGCCACUGCACACACGGUGUCCCUCGGGCUCUCAGGGCCUCCAGAUCCGUCUGAAAGUCCCACCAUGAGUUUUCUGCGCUGUAAUCUCCAUUAUCGUGAUGUUCGCCAUGACCCUGCACAAUAAAUUAUUUGGGGAACUGCUAGAGGCCAAAUCUUAAAACCCAACGCCGUCCCUGGACUAGCUCUCCACCCAGACUGGCUGCACCUCUGCAGCCUGGGCUGUGGCACGGUGUCACUUGCACCUCUCAGCUUCACCUCUUCCAGGGGUUACCAACUUUUCCACGUUUCUCUAAAUAAAGUCUUUCACCCAGCAACGCACUUAAACACGUGCGUACCUCAAUUGCUCUGUGUCAUUUGCGUAUAAUUAAGCAUGUGCUUAAGUGCUCUGCUGGAUUGAAGCCAAGAUCUGCAUAAGCUCUGUUGGGUAAAAUUUACCAGCUUCGCUGGGCUUAGCUCUGUGACUCAUUCAAUCAGCAGAAGCCCAAAGCUUUUUGCUACAAGCUUAGUUAUUCCCAGGCUGUCCUACAGGAUCACCCUGUCUCCGUGAUGAGGCUUGUGUCCUUCACUCAGGUGCUGUGAGAGGUGAGAAGCAUCUGCCUGGUGAGUCAGCUGGACUGUAGGGUUUCGAGUUCCUUCAGCCAGGUGCAUUAAUAAGGUUCUGCACCCUCGCGCAGGUCAGAGGUUGUGCCAUCAAGUUACAGUGCAAGAAAUUGCAUUAAGA